Messenger RNA from Ctenopharyngodon idella (grass carp), 3812 nucleotides. RefSeq lists its product as uncharacterized. Bases 421 to 1110 code for a protein of 229 amino acids. Gene Ontology annotation, molecular function: zinc ion binding; DNA binding. NCBI's taxonomy places the organism in Eukaryota, Metazoa, Chordata, Actinopteri, Cypriniformes, Xenocyprididae. The record is from RefSeq and is a predicted model, not a curated record. The transcript is spliced from 6 exons.
CACCGCAAGUGUUCGUGGGACGGUCUCGAGGUCCCAGCUGUCCGAUUUGUGUGCGUGCCAUCACGUCAGCUAGCCAUUAGCAGAGCUAGCGCGUUAGCCUCGCUAGUUGAAUACCACAAACAAGUCGACUUUCAUCUAUUCAGCAUUUUUAACACGGUCAUCUCUAUGUAAUAUUAAAUAUUUUUAAGGAAUAUAUUCGCUUUCGAUGUCACUUUGACGUUGACAACACCUCGGUUUGUUGUUUGUCGCGAUACUAGGGUCAAAGACAAAAUGUUUUUCUAAUUGCGAAGACGCUCUCAGCUGAUUUUUCCUGGACAUGCUCCAAAAUAACCUUAUUUAUUCCCGUUUAUUUGGUAAUCUGUCAUCCAGAUUGUUACGGAUCGCUCUCUCCCGUCCCCCUUACCCCCCUUCUUAAACAGCAUGGCUCAGGAGACAAAUCAGACGCAGGUGCCAAUGCUUUGCACUAUGGGAUGCGGUUUCUAUGGUAACCCUCGCACCAAUGGAAUGUGCUCUGUCUGCUACAAGGAACAUCUGCAGAGACAACAAGGAGGGGGGCGAAACAGUCCCCCAGGUGAUAAAGCUGCCACAUCUCCUGUAGGUUCCCCAGGUGCAUCUGCAGUAACAGUGGAGUCCACCCCUGUACCCCCUACAGAAGCCGUUACCCCACCUGAAGAACGCACAUCUAGUAAUUCGACCAGCCCAGUGACCCAGCAGAUGACUGCUAUGAGCAUCUCCCAGGACACGGUAACCAAUGAUUCAGACAGAGCAGAAGUGGAGGAGGAAGAGGAGGAGGGAUCGUCUAAAAGCUCAGGGCCAGUAGGGGAGGCUGCACAGGCUUCAUCAGAUGGAGAUCAGACUCCUGACAAGAACAAAAAGAAGAAUCGAUGCUUCACUUGUAGGAAAAAAGUUGGCCUCACGGGAAUACAUGACAGACUGAAUCCACUCGCUUUUGUGUCUAUAGGCUUUGACUGUCGCUGCGGUAACCUGUUUUGCGCUAUCCACCGUUAUUCUGACAAACAUGACUGUCCCUACGACUACCGAGGAGCCGCCGCCGCCCGCAUCCGCAAGGAGAACCCCAUUGUGGUAGCUGAGAAGAUUCAGAAGUUAUGAGGACUGAUGGCUAAAUGAGCAUUGUUUGACCUGCAAGUUUUGGAACCAUGGCGCUGAAUAACACCAUUCUAAAAUGGAUUCAUUUCUUCAUUGUAGGAUAAGGUGGGUGGGGUUGUAGGGUACAGCCCCUGCUUGGCCACUCCCUAAACUAUCAUCUCCCUGUCUCUCCCGGAAGGACAGUGUAGAGGUGUGUGUGUGUGUGUGUGUGUGUGUGUGUGUGUGUGUGUGUGUGUGUGUGAGAGAAUGUGUGACUUGUUGAGAAAUAUGUGUGUGUGUUUGUUUUUUUUUUCUUUUCUAGAGAGCCAGGGAGAAGGGGGAUUGGUUGUCAGGUGGGCAUCCAUGUGGGGAGGGUGGACUCUUUAGGUUUUACCCUGGCAUUGAUUUUUGUUAGGAUAUUAACAUUAUUUUUUUAUAGGAGCCCUGAGAUGUGGGUUCAGGAAUCAUUGGAGGGGGUGGGUGGGGGGUCAUCGAAAGGAAAUUUCUCAAAACGUUGCUGAAGAAUAUAGAUUUUAAUGACUACUCCCACAUUUACCCAUGUAAAAAUCCUUUUCUGUGAUAUUCUUUUUUUCUUUAUUCUGAUUAAUUAUCCCGUCAUGUCGAAUCCCAGCCUGUGCAUUUAAAAAAUAUUUCUCUUUUAUAUAUUGACUUAUCAUGCUAAUGUUGGGUGCAUGAAUAGUUAUUGGAUGGGUUUUGAAGGGGGGGGCGGGUGGGGUGUAGCAAGAGCCUUGACAUAAGCGAGUGACUGAGUUAUUUUUUUUCUUUCCUUUUCUGUUUUAAUGAGUGUAUGGCAUCAGAAGAUCUAUAUUAAUAUAUUGUACGUAGCUUGAAUUGUGUGAUUGCAUUCUAUUUAUUUUGUAUUAUCAUUUGGUUGGUUGGUACUGGAGGAUUGGAAGCAUGUGUCCAAAAAAUUAAUUUGUAGGAAAUCCCUUAACAACAUUUUGGGCCAUUUACAUAUGCAUUUUUAACAAUUAUAGGUCCUGAUGAAGCCACAUUAGAUUAGGAUAAAAAAAAUCUUGCUUUUCAGAAUCAAAGCACAAGAACGUUCUUCAGUUUCUUCGCACAAACAAAAAGUGCAGUUAGUGUAGGAUCCUUGGUGCUGUACGGAACCUAGCAGGCCUGUUAUUUGCUAAUGCACGCCAGCGAUGAACUAUUAUUAUGACCUUUUACCUCAGAGUCGCAGAGCUUUGAGAGCAAGGUGUUUGUUAACCACCAGCAGACCAAUGAAUGAUGCUAAUGGAACCGGCUAGUAAUAUGUUUAAUAGGCGACGCCUUUCCGUUCCAAGACAUGUAUUUACAAUUAAUACCACUGUGCUUAUGAUGUCAUAGUGGAAGAUGCACACACACUUCUCCUAACAGUUAAACGUUGCAUGCUCACACAGAUAUUAGGCCAAAUGCAGUGUUUGCUAAAGCCACAUUUUACAUUGCUGCAAGAAUGUAAAACAAAACAGUGUCCCAUUGCAUGGGCAAAUAGAGCCUGCUAUCCAAACGAACAGGUUUCUUUUAGUAUCUAAUGUAAAUAUUAUAUGGCUACCGUUCUAAAUAGAAUGUUUAAGGUUUUAGAAAGAACAGGAAAGGUUCAGCAGGGAAAAAAACGUCCAUUUUGUGUGUAUGUAGUGUUUAUUAACUAUCCAUAUGUAAGGAGAAAGAUGCAAUGUGGUGUUCUCUGUCAUCCCUUGAGUGAAUCCUGUCUUUGUGCUGGUUGUGUGUUUUUAAUUACUUUGUUUGUUUGUUGUAAAAGGGCUGAAACGACCAUUUUGUAUUUAUCCUUAAUGUUGUCCAGCAAUCUUCCCCUAUGAUGUCUGUUGAUGUGCACAUUUUUCCAUGAUUCAUAUACAACCCCUUUACUUGCAAGACUUGUUGAAAGCAACUUGGUGGAUGUAACCGAUUUGAAAUCCUGGUAAUGACCUUGCUGCUUUAUUAAGGAAAUAACCUGAGCUUUAAUUAGCACUGUCUGUGAUUGCAGCAUUAUCCUCAGUGGGGCUGCCAGCUCAAGAGGGCUUUUGUGCAAGGCAGGUGUCAGUGGCUCAGAGAGCUGGCAUGUAUUCACGCCAUGCUUGGCUGAGCCGGCAUCCUGACAGCCUUUUAAUGAGGGUUUGGAUCUCACUCUUUGUCUGCAUCAUUUGCUUGAGAUUAAUCCUACCUUUCUAGGGUUUAAGUGUAGGCAUUCAGACAGGUGAAAGGCGGUGUAUGGAAAUUCGGGACUCGUAAUUUCUUGUGAGAUUGUUGUAGUGUGUGUGGGUACGAAACUGUGAAUGUAGUCAACCGCUUGACUAUGAAGCUCCAGUGGGUUGAAAGUCAGUUGGUCACCUCUAAUGUUGCCUUCAGUGUCUUAUCAGAUCAUUGGUACUAUAUGCCAGUGUAUUAUCCCUUCUAUGCUAGCAAUGAUUAACUGUCCUCAUUGCAUGUUAUUCAGCAAAAUAGUGAAGUGACUUCUUCAGAAUGCCUUGAUUUUAGUGAAGGUGUUGAGAUUUAAUUUUCUCCCAGUAGUUCAUAAGAACAUUCGGAUGGGUGACGUGAGUUUCAGCUCAGAUGUGUUCGGCAGUACAUUAACCAGCAUUUAUAGGUUAAUUUAUCAGCGUGCCCAGUCCCCCAGAGACACCACCAGAUACCUUUUUGUUUUCUUUUGAAAUUUAGGAUUGUAUGAUGUGUAUGAGUAAAUAUAAAACCAAUAAAAUCACAAAGUUUAUUUUAAAUUUACACAA